AAGGGCUAGUUGCAACGGGCUCCUCCAGAUGGGCUGUCGUUUGGCUCGAUUGGCUUAAGUUCUGAGCGCACCGAGACUUUGGGUUACUUCCUCUGCUCACAUACAUCACAGUGUGGAUGGGAAGUUACUGCAUCUAUUCGCAUUUGAACUUCUGCAGUUGCGCCUGAUGUUGUUUGGAUAAAACGAGCAAUUCGAAAGAUGAACAAGAUAGUUGUCAAGAGGUCAAAUCAAUACAAGAUUUUGGAGGAACACAGGAGUGAGGAGGAGAGAUGCAAUGUGGACUGUCUGGUAACAGAUGAACAGCAUAUAGACUUACUGUGCCAAGAUGCAAUAGAAGACAACCUUGUUGUAGACAGGAGGUACGGGGCUAGUCUGGGUGGGGUCAAAGUUCGCUACAAGCGGCAGGCACUUCAGGACAUGGCGAGGCCGCUGAAGCAGUGGCUGUACCAACACAGGGACAACCCCUACCCCACCAAGACAGAGAAGACCCUGCUCGCCCUGGGGUCCCACAUGACUUUAGUACAGGUCUCAAACUGGUUUGCCAAUGCCCGGCGGAGGCUGAAGAACACAGUGAGACAGCCAGACCUGAGUUGGGCUCUACGUAUCAAACUCUACAACAAAUACGUUCAGGGCAACGCUGAGAGACUUAGUGUCAGCAGUGAUGACACCAACUCUGAGGACGACGAAUGUCUCUUACAAACUCCAGCAAAUCAAUCAGAGAUCUCCAGGCCCUCCCUCAAGAGUGUCAUCAAACAGGAGAAAAGGACUGAUCCCGCCUACAGUGACGACUACAUCUCUCCACCGCCCAAGUACAAGAGCAGCUUGCUGAAACGGUACCUUAACGACACCCUACGACACGUAAUGGCGACCACUGAUGAUGUCACAAAGUCCCGCCGCAGGAACCACUCAGAGUCGUUCAGCUCCAACGAGUGUGACGAUGACCUUGUCUCGCCCUCUUCCUCUGAGGCAGAGACACGCUUUGUCUACCCUAUGUACAUGAUGGACUUUGCAUCAACUAGAUGUGACAGUGAUGGGAAGAGUGAAAGAGGCCAGCGGAGGGAGGUGGCAGAGUGGAGGGAGAUCCACGCUGCCAUGGCUCUGUCUAACUUGGCCCAGGGGCAGAGCUGCGCCACAGGGCCCACCACCACCAGCUGUGCCACAGGGCCCUCCUCCACCACCAGCUGCGCCACAGGGCCCACCACCACCAGCUGCGCCACAGGGCCCUCCUCCACCACCAGCUGCGCCACAGGGCCCACCCCUACCAGUUGCAUCAUCCAGAAGUCUUCUCACAUCUCCGAGAUAAAGACUGUCAAAGUGGUCUAGACACUGAUCACUCAAUGUCUAGACACUAUUUCCCUCUAGGCGCAGAUCUAGGAUCAGCUUCUCCUCCUCCAAUCCUAUCCUUACUAAUUAGCGAGGAAAAUGCAAAACAGAACCAAGAUCAGCGUCUAGGGGCAUCUUCAACCUACACCGUCUGGACCAUGGCCAAUCUGGUCACUUGAAUCAAUUUGAAUUACAAAAGGCAACCUGUAAUUUAUAUUAUACGUUUUUACAACCUACAAUAUUAAAUUGUGGUAAAAAAUCAAAUAAAAUGCGAUUUUCAAGACUUAACACAAGUGUAGAGGGACUGCAGUAAAAAAACAGUGUUGACCAACUUUGCAAAGUUACCUACUCUGUCAAAGUGUUUCAACAUUUUCGAUUUUGAUGUGAGAGGAAUCUGAAAGGACAAAUUGCUACCUUGAUGUAAAUGUAAAUAUUUUUUUAUUUAACCUUUAUUUAACUUGGCAUGUCAGUUAAGAACAAAUUCUUAUUUACAAUGACGGCCUACCAGGGAACAGUGGGUAAACUGCCUUGUUCAAGGGUAGAAUAUGACAGAUUGCUUUUACCUUGUCAACUCGGGGAUCCAAUCUAGCAACCUUUCGGUUAGUGGCCCAACGUUCUAACCACUAGGCUACCUGACGCCCCAAAUAUUAGAUAAAUAGCGUUGUAGCAGUAUUGUAAAAUAAUGUGGCAUCGAAGUCAUGAUAGAAUAUAGUAGCACAUUUCAGAGCAAAAAUAGAACUGAGGAUUUUUUCAAUACUAAAGACCAGUUUUCAUCAGUUUUCACCAUGAGGUGAACCCCACCCCUUUGGUAGUCUCACCUCAUGGUCUGGGUAUGGAGUAAAGGCGUCCGCAUGCUUCCCAGACUAACAGGUUUGGAAGAGUUUGUAUAUACAUUGUACGCCAUUUUGUGACAUUUUUGUUUGUGUUGGACUCCAGUAAGUAUUUUUUCAGAUUUUCGGGCACAUUUAAAAAAAAAAAAAAUCUUUAUAGAGGCCAACUGAAGUUUAGGACUCAAAGUUUUCACACCUUCUUCCGUGAUUGGUCAACUGUAGGGAUUCUUUAAUAAAGUCUUUGUUGUCAUUCAACGAGAGAGACGA
Molecule: messenger RNA, 2420 nt
Organism: Oncorhynchus keta (chum salmon)
Lineage: Eukaryota; Metazoa; Chordata; Actinopteri; Salmoniformes; Salmonidae
Product: homeobox protein Mohawk-like
Exons: 6
Coding region: 199-1323 (374 amino acids)
Biological process (GO): muscle organ development; regulation of transcription by RNA polymerase II; cell development
Cellular component (GO): nucleus
Molecular function (GO): DNA-binding transcription factor activity, RNA polymerase II-specific; RNA polymerase II cis-regulatory region sequence-specific DNA binding
Source: RefSeq, a predicted model, not a curated record